Messenger RNA from Prorocentrum cordatum, 1422 nucleotides. NCBI's taxonomy places the organism in Eukaryota, Dinophyceae, Prorocentrales, Prorocentraceae. The record is from the annotation of a GenBank genome assembly.
AUGUACGCGUUCUACGUGUACUCGCACCAGGACGCGCCAGAGAAGUCCCUGGGACACGAGCCGUUCGUGAAGUUUCACGGGCUGUUCCUGAAGGGCGUCAAGGAGCUCGCCGAGCCCAUGCCUCCGCCGACCUAUGAGGGCAUCCAGCUGAGCAUCCUUCCGUACGCGAACUUCUGGAAUCUCAUAGACAAGAACAAGUUCUGCGCCACCGCUCAGGACGCUAAGGACGGGCUCGCCCUGGCAGCCGACCAAUUGUUGGUACGAAAGCCUGUUGGUUCGACCUACGCCGACGUCAAUGUGUAUGCACACACAGUGAAGCUCGCCACUCCAGAUAGACCGCUCGGCGACAAGGAUGUACAGAUCGUUGUGCGCGAGACGGGCGUCUACAUUCUCGUCUUCUCGAACUGCGGGGACGUGCAAGACGCGACUGUACAGGGGAGUGUCCUGGUGAAGAAUGCUUACGGGUUCCUGCCUGGCAGCGAGUACCACAAGUUGCCCUUCUAUGGCUGGCUGUCCCUUUUCUAUUCCUUUGCUGGACUGAUCUGGAUGAGCUUGUCGCUGCGAUAUUGGCGGGAGCUCUUCCACAUCCAGUACUGCAUUGCCGUCGUCGUAUUUCUCGGCCUUGUGGAGGCGUUCCUGUGGUGGAUAUUCUUCAACGAUUGGAACCACACGGGCAUUCGUGGCAGGUUUCUGUUCAUCAUGGCCAUAUUGUCCUCUGUUCUGAAGUCGAUCUUCUCGUACAUGCUCGUGUUGGUCGCUUCGCUGGGCUGGGGCGUCACACGCCCAUACCUGGAUCAGAGAACAAUCAUGAAGGUUCAGGGCAUGGCCUUUCUCUACAUAGUUCUGGACUUCAUCAGAGAGUCUGUUCUCUCGUUCAGGCACAGCCACUCGCUGACGCUCACCUUCGUGCUGCUCUGCUUGCUGCCAGUAGCGCUGCUGAACGGCGCCAUCUUUUAUUGGAUCUUCACUGCGCUGUCAAGCCUCAUGGAGACUCUGCGGGACCGCCGGCAGAUGGAAAAGCUCGUCCUGUUUGAGCGGCUGUGGAGGAUCUUAGUCUUCGCUCUCGCGGUCGCGUCUUGCACGCUGCUGUUCCAGAUCUUCGAUUUGUCCCGCAGCAUCAGCAUCAGGUGGCACUACCAGUGGUUCUUCGCCGACGGCAUGUCUCACAUCCUCUUCAUGCUUGUUCUCGCGGCGAUGAUGUACCUGUGGGCGCCACACACGAACUCCCAGAGGUACGCCUACGAUAAGGUGGCAGACGACGAGGACGAGGACGGCGCGAAGGCAACUGAGUGGGCCGACGAGGCUGGGGACGACGCGGAUGACGAGAGUUUCUGGGCAACCACGCACAAGAAACCCAGCGAGGGCGUGACUACGACGUCUGCGGCCGCAGAGAAGAUCGGUGCCGGCUCCGAGGCGGACUGA